ACCCACAAAUUCUAGUUGCAACGGGUUCAAAACAAAAACAAGUGAAUUGAGGGUAGCUUUAUACAGUUUUUCUUGGAUUUGAGAAAACUUUCAAGCUUAAACAACAUAAAAUUUCAUUGCAAAUUCCUUACGCUGGAAAAUUGUUAAGAAAAUCUGCAAAUAAAGCAAAAGUGAAUUUCUUAGAUCCGUGUGAUUGUGCAAAAAGCCAGAGCUGUCAAAUGUAGUUAAUUUAUUUGUAAUUCUUUGUAAUUUUCAAAAGAUUUAAGAAAUCUUUUAAGAAUAUUAAAAAAAGCAAUUUAAAAAUGGAAGAAAGGAAUGAUUUAAUAGACAAGAAUGAACUCGCUUGGAAAUUGCUAGAGAGAGAGCUGGGAAGUCCUAUUCCUGGAUAUCUAAAAAUCCUACUCACACAAGAGUCUUUUACAUCUUUUGCAGUCCUUGGAGCAAUGCCCGUGGACAUUAAGGAAAAGCUAGAAAAUACAGCAAAGUCUGACUUUAUAGAUUUUGAUAAGGCACAGCAGCAGGAAUUGCUGAAAAAAUGCCGAAAUGGUGAUAUAAAUAAUUUUAAGUUGAGAGAAGGAGAUGUAAUUCUGCUCCGUCUGAUAAAAUCCACAAUAGUUGAUAAAGGUGUUCACUAUCUCAAUGAUCAAUUUCUCUGUGAGUACAAGAGGAGAAAGAGGAGUUUGCCAAAAGAAAAUCCAGGAGGAGAAGAGAAAAAUGCCGAUGUUGGCCCAAAACCGGAAAAAAGACAAUCCGUAGCUAUCGAUUCAAAUCCCGAUCUUGAUGAAUGGAGAAAGAAAAUUGUGAAAAUAACCAAUGUAUGGAUUGCCAAUUCUUUCAAUUGUCGAGACAAGGAUGCCUAUUUCAUUACGGAGAAGGAAGUUAAGAUUAACGUUACAGAAGUAUCAAUUGGAACGACAAUAAAAUGUCGCAUCUGUUAUCAUGACAUCAAAAUCCUCACGGAUGCCCAAGAAGGAAGAACCAUUAAAUUUAUUAUUUCCAACUUCUCAAGACACUGCAAAACCCAUGAAGUCUCUUGUAAACCACAGAAUCUUGAGAAUAAACAGGUUCAUUUUGACCCCCUACACCUGCAGCAAGACUACCGAGUCAUCAAAGAAGAAUCACCAGAAGACAUCAAUGAUGUCAAUUACUAAAAUGAAGUGUAUUAGAAAAGAUCGAAAAGUCAAGAGAAUUUUGGAAAAAAUCUGUACAAAACUUUCAAACAUGAAAAAAUCUAAUAAAUGACGAGAAUAAAA
Molecule: messenger RNA, 1253 nt
Organism: Phlebotomus papatasi
Lineage: Eukaryota; Metazoa; Arthropoda; Insecta; Diptera; Psychodidae
Exons: 2
Coding region: 303-1151 (282 amino acids)
Source: RefSeq, a predicted model, not a curated record